This is a messenger RNA of Notechis scutatus (mainland tiger snake), 2170 nucleotides long. RefSeq names its product RELB proto-oncogene, NF-kB subunit (gene RELB). The record is from RefSeq and is a predicted model, not a curated record. Gene Ontology annotation, molecular function: DNA-binding transcription factor activity, RNA polymerase II-specific; RNA polymerase II cis-regulatory region sequence-specific DNA binding. Gene Ontology annotation, biological process: innate immune response; inflammatory response; non-canonical NF-kappaB signal transduction. Gene Ontology annotation, cellular component: nucleus; cytoplasm. Lineage: Eukaryota; Metazoa; Chordata; Lepidosauria; Squamata; Elapidae.
GGCCCCCCUACUUGCCACUUCUAGCUUGUCCAUGAUGCAGCCGAACAGAGAGACUUCGGAUGAACUAGCCAUCAUUGAUGAGAUGAUUAAAGAAGAUGGUUUUGGUGAGGACGGGGCCCCCAAGUUGAUUCCCAGAAGCACCAACUUCGCCCCGCCGGAGAUGGAAAGAGCUGGAAGGAUGAGCCUCUUGCUGGAGCCUUAUGGGGUCUCGGACAUCCCUACUCCGGGUUCACCCCAGGAUUCCUUCCCCCAACAGCUGUCCCGGACCCUCAAUAGUUUGUCCUUGCAGCCCCAGCUGGUCCCAAGGGGGCUGCCGCCCCUUCCGCUGCCCUCCAGCCGGGAUUUGGACGCUCUGUGGCCAGCUCCCGGCCCUUCGGGGUACUCCACGGUGGCCCCAAAACCUCUGGAUGACACGAUGUGUGACCUGCCCGAACUGGUGAUCAUCGAGCAGCCGAAACAACGGGGGAUGCGCUUCCGGUAUCAGUGCGAAGGACGGUCAGCCGGGAGCAUUUUGGGAGAAGGGAGCAGCGAGACCAACAAAACGCUGCCCACCAUUGAGCUGCAGAACUUUGAGGGGAUCCCGGAAGUGAAAGUGACAGCUUGUUUGGUUUGGAAGGACUGGCCUUAUCGUAUCCACCCUCACAGCCUGGUGGGGAAGGACUGCAGCAACGGGCUCUGUGAAGUGACCCUGAAGCCUCGAAUCAAUGCCAGGCAUAGCUUUAACAACCUCGGGAUCCAGUGUGUGAAGAAGAAGGACAUAGAGGAAUCCAUAGACAAAAAGCUACAACUCGGAAUUGACCCUUUCAAAGCUGGUUCACUGAAGAAUCACCAAGAAGUUGACAUGAACGUGGUGCGGAUCUGUUUCCAGGCCUCUUACCAGGAUUCUAUGGGGAAAACGUGGCACAUGAAUCCGGUCCUCUCGGAGCCCAUCUUUGACAAAAAAUCCACAAACACGUCGGAGCUCAAAAUUUACCGGAUGAACAAAGAACAGGGAAGCUGCGCCGGCGGCGAAGAAUUUUAUUUGCUCUGUGACAAAGUCCAGAAAGAAGACAUCUCUGUCAUUUUCCGGAAAGAUGCUUGGGAGGGCAGAGCUGAUUUUUCCCAAGCGGACGUCCAUCGGCAGAUCGCCAUUGUUUUUAAGACUCCCCCUUACCAACACCUGGACAUCCUGGAGCCCGUGGAAGUGGAGGUAUACCUGCGUCGCUUGACAGACAGCGUUUCCAGCGAACCGUUCAUGUUCACCUACCUGCCCAAAGAUACAGAUACAUACCGGGUCAACAAAAAACGGAAGCAAGGUAUGCCUGAUGUCCUGGGAGAACUUUCUGGUCCAGAUCCUCAUGGGAUUGAAGCAAAAAGGAAGAAGAAGAAGCCCGAAUAUAUGGACCAUUUCAACUUGACUCCUUCAGCAGACUUCUCCCUGCCCUCUCCAGACGACCGGGGUUUCCAGGCCAGCAUGGAGCGCAUCACGUUGCCGGAUCUCUUUGAGGAAUUUGGUCGGUUUCCCGGCUUUUCACCUUACAGCGGCCCCAGCUUGAGCGACGUGGUGCUGCCUUCUUUGACGAGCUACGAAGAGAGAGCGGAACGGGAAUUCUUGCUUGAUGCUUAUUCGGUCCAUUCGGGCAUCACCAUCCCUCUGCCGCUGCCUGGAGAUUGUGAUCCUGAAGGUGUGGCGACCUUGGUGGGAAGCAGCAUGUUUCCCAGUCAGUACAAAGAGGACGAAGAAGAUCUAGAAAUGGAGAACAUCGCAGACGUGUGACGGAAGGGCCCUUGUCUCUCCACGUUGGGGAGAAACCAGGAAAAAGACUUAUUCCUUGCUGACAACCGAAGGAGGGAAAAGUUGGUAGUGAUCUCUGCGGGACGGCACUCUCUGUGAGAAGGCGACUGGAGAAAACAUGGAAGGGAAAAAGAUCGCACUCCUUGUGGAAUAAUCCUAGAAGAGAAAUGGCAUCUUCGAGCGGGAGGGACUCUCUGGGCGCACUUCCUGUUUUCUCUUCCUCGACUCUCUCACAGCGCGUAAACUCCGAGCAGCGAGAACUGGAGGGAUCUUCGAAUUCCCGUGACGCUGCAGGAUGGUUCCUCGCCUUUGGCUUAGUGUGCACAAACCUAGGUUGAAAAAUAAUAUACGUAGUCCUCGAAUUACAACCACAACGGAGCCCCCAAAUUUCUGUGG